Pneumocystis carinii B80 is the source of this 2513-nucleotide messenger RNA. RefSeq lists its product as hypothetical. Gene Ontology annotation, molecular function: protein binding. Gene Ontology annotation, biological process: positive regulation of TOR signaling. The record is from RefSeq and is a predicted model, not a curated record. The coding region runs from base 47 to 2488 and encodes 813 amino acids. NCBI's taxonomy places the organism in Eukaryota, Fungi, Ascomycota, Pneumocystomycetes, Pneumocystales, Pneumocystaceae. The transcript has 5 exons.
UUAGAUAAUUUUUAAAUGGGGUUAAUAAAACUUAAAAAUAAUAUUAAUGGAUAAGAAGAAUGAUAUAAACACGUUUAUAUGGAAGGCAGAAGGGAGUUUACUUUCAUUAGCAGCGAAUCAAGGAAAAGAUCGUGUGGCAGUAGUCGGUAGAGAAGUUCUUAAGAUAUUAGAUGUUUAUGGUGGGAGAAUAAAUGGAGAGGUUUAUCUAUAUGGAGGAAAUCGUUGGAGUCCAACCUUUUCAUCAUGCGAUGUUAAAUGGGGGUGUGGAGGCACGCGUAAUAUCUUAGCAACAGCGUCUACAAAUGGGUCUAUUGUUUUAUGGGAUUUAACGAGACCAUAUGGAGAUCAAAUUGAUAGAAUUAUUACAGAACAUUUUCGUUCGGUAAAUCGACUUGCAUUUAAUCAUUUGACAGGAUAUUUGCUUUUAAGUGGGUCACAAGAUGGAAAUAUUAAGCUUUGGGAUUUAAGGGAUAGAAAUGGGACAUCGAAAUAUACGAUGCAAGGAAAAGCAGAAUCAGUUAGAGAUAUUCAGUUUAAUCCGAAUUCAGGGAAUGAAUUUAUAGCGGGAUUUGAAAAUGGGAGUAUUCAGCUUUGGGAUAUUCGAAAGCCUAAUAUAUAUGAACGUAAAAUUAAUGCUCAUAAUGGUCUUACACUUACACUUGAUUGGCAUUCGGAUGGACGACAUAUUGCAACAGGAGGAAGGGAUAGAAUGAUUAAAGUAUGGGACAUGUUUUCAGAUUCUCAUAAACCGAUUUCAGUUAUACAAACUAUGGCGCCAGUUAGCAAAAUUGCAUGGAGACCUAUUUCUAAUAGAAGAAGUGAAAAUGUUUUAGAAACUGAAAUUGCUAGUUGUUCAUUAGUAUCGGAUUAUAAAAUAUACAUUUGGGAUAUACGACGUCCUUAUAUACCAUGUCGUGUUUUUGAUAAACAUGAUAAUGUAACGACUGGAAUUGUUUGGAAGGAUGAAAAUUAUUUAUGGUCAUGUUCUAAAGAUAAAACAUUCAUUCAGCAUUCGGUUUCUACUGCUGAUAUUCCGUUGAAUUCUAUUCCUAUUAUAAGCAUGGACUGGAGUCCUUUGGGAGAUUUAAGCAUUGUAUUACAAAAUAGAUAUACAGAAAUGAAUUAUUUUAAUACAGAAUAUUUGAGCUCAGUAGAAGAUGAAAGUAUAUCAAGGGAAAAUAAAAAGCAUUUUCGAUUACAUUAUCGUACUAGUAAAACGCUUAAUAAUAUUGUAAGUCAGUUAUAUAAACCAUUGCAUAUUUCUGGAACAAUUGUUAUUCCAGAUCUUCAAUAUUAUGGUUUUACAUAUCUUGCUCAACAUUAUAAUAUUACUGCAUCAUCUAAUCUCUCGGUAUCUCAAGCAUGUGAAAACAAUGCUAAUUUUGCAUUAAAUAUACGAAAAUAUCGCACUGGUCAAACAUGGAAAAUACUUCAGUAUCUUGUAGAAAAUAAAAAGUAUUCAAUCGAAAAUUCUACACAUAUUAAUAAAACCACUAAUACUGAUAAACCUAUCAAACAUGAUUACAAAAAUAAUGAUGAUUUACUUUUUAAAAUGUCUUUGAAAAACAAUAUGAGCGAAUCUAAAACUUUAUUCAAUAAAGCAAGCUCUGUAUCUCGUAAAAAUGUUAAUAUGUUUUUACAAAGUGAUCGCGUUGGUAAACAUUUUAGAAGCAAUACAGAAUCAAUACUUUUGAAACAAAAUGUUUUAAAUGAUGAGAAUAUAUUUGACAAAAAUCGUGCAAAUAUAAGUUUAAAUGAUGAGAUACAUGGUUUAUAUGAUUUUCAUAAUAAUUUCGAAACAAUUUCUCAAAGUUUUAACCCUGAUUUUAUCAUGACUUCUUUCACAACUGAUUUUGACCGAGAAAAGCAUUUAAAAUAUUCUGAUACAAAGAAUAAUAAUCUACUUGUCAAACCUCGUUUUCCUAAUCUCGAUACUACUGAGAAUACAUAUCCCUGGUCUCUAAACUUUCUUAUUCAAACUCUAGCCGAAUAUUAUAGUGAAAUAGGUGAUAUUCAAAUGUGUGCUACUAUUGUUUUGUUAAUGAGUAAAUAUACUAAUUUUGAUUCUUUAAAAAUGGAAAAAUGGAUUGGCGAAUAUAUUGAGCUUUUACAAAAAUAUAGAUUGUUUAUAACUAUGACAGAAGUUAUAAACGCUUCAUCAUCCUUACUUAUAAGAGCAUUAAAUCAAUCUGAAACCUCUGUUUAUAUAAAUUGUUAUUCCUGUCAAAAACCAAUUAUAAAUCAAAAACCUAAUAACACUUUUUCAUAUUGUAAACAUUGUCGAAACAUACCCAAUGGUUGUACAAUUUGUGAUAUACCUGUAAAAGGUCAAUAUUUAUGGUGUCAGAGUUGCGGUCAUGGUGGACAUACUCAAUGUCUUAAAAAUUGGUUUAUUAAUAACUAUAAUCAUUAUGGUACUUGUCCUGCUAUAGAUUGUAAUCAUCAUUGCGCUCUUUUUAUACAUAAUCACAAGGCUUUCUUUCCAUAAAAAUACCUAUUUAUAUAAAUUUGUU